AUGCAUUUCGCCUGCCGAAACGGUUUUUUGAAGGUGCUGGAAUACGCCCUAUCGGAGGUGCCGUUGUCGCAGUUAACGAGUAAAACGAACUUCGUGCAAGAAACAACAAGCAGAAGCGCAAGUACAGCAAUAGUAACGAGUAGUACCACGACAGGCGUUCUUGGGGGCUCCACUUCUUCGUGUCCACCGAGAAAAGGUGAAGCUGCGCAACAAGAGCUUCCUGAUCCUGCGACGCCGCAUGAGAAAUCCAAAUCUUCAGAUUAUGCUAGUGUAGUCGAUGAGGUUUCUAUCAUCCGGGAGAACGCGCUCGUGUUUGCUGCCUUGAACGAACAGGUAGAAGUGACAAGCCGGCUGCUGGAACCGGGGUUGCUACUCCUCUGGGCGAAGGCAGACAUCGAACGGGCGAAACUGAUUGCGGCGCGGAAUAAGCAGAGCGUGGACGAAAGGGGGAAGAAGCUGGUAGAAACCAUUGAAAAAAAGGUUAGCAAAGCCGCGGCGGAAGUAGAACAACUACAGGAAGCUGACGGCGUGGGCGAAGCGGUGGCGCCAAAUGUUGGGGUAGAUUAGGACAAACUUUUUUUUCUGCGUGUGAAGAACAAAUGGAAAUGGUAGCUCUGAGCAUUUUCAGUUCCUUCAUAUUGGGUUGUUAGGACAUUGGAGCUUCAAACAACUUUAUUUUCUUGUGACGCUGCUGUCAUGUCAUACUUGUUGACCUGCAGAACAGGUCUAGUGAUGAUAGCGGCUGAUUUUAUAUUGGAUAACGACCUCCGUCCACCGUGUCCGGUUUGUUAUGUAUAGCAGGAGGAAAGAACAGAUGAAUCAGUAGUAGUAUCAGUGAUUCACUUGUCUCAGACUCAGUUAAAAAUAAAACUGUGCACCGUUUCUCGCUCUCCAUGGGGAGGCCCAAUAUUGAAAGUCUAAUCAGAAACAUCUCCAACACUAAUGAUUUUUCCAAGAAAGAUGAAAUUGCAAUCGCGAUGAAUGAGAAUCAAUUCUCAAGAAAAACAGAGGCAGAUCUGAAAAUCCAUAAUAAGGUAAUAGCUGCUGGAAAGCUCGAGAAAGAGCAACUUCAAUUGAAUUGUGCC
Messenger RNA from Amoebophrya sp. A120, 1085 nucleotides. The record is from the annotation of a GenBank genome assembly. Lineage: Eukaryota; Dinophyceae; Syndiniales; Amoebophryaceae.